This is a messenger RNA of Venustampulla echinocandica, 1380 nucleotides long. RefSeq names its product putative metal tolerance protein 3. Bases 1 to 1380 code for a protein of 459 amino acids. Gene Ontology annotation, cellular component: membrane. Gene Ontology annotation, biological process: transmembrane transport; monoatomic cation transport. The transcript has a single exon. Gene Ontology annotation, molecular function: monoatomic cation transmembrane transporter activity. The record is from RefSeq and is a predicted model, not a curated record. Lineage: Eukaryota; Fungi; Ascomycota; Leotiomycetes; Helotiales; Pleuroascaceae.
AUGGCACAGGAACCGGACCUCUCCCACAGCAUUACCAUGCAUCCUCAUCCAUUCCAUCACCAUCCAAAUCAGCCAGAGCGCUUGAUAUCUUCACCUCAUACCCCAAUUCCACAGAAUACUUCAAGGGACCCUGGUGCCAGCACAGCCUUCGAGGCCAUAACGCCAACAGCGGAGCAGAACGAUCCCAUCGCAAGACAUAUCUCGAGCGCACCGAACGAUCUAGAAGACCAGAGGCCACCUCGAUACACGCGCGAGAACGAUCCCUACCAGCUAUCGUCAGCUUUCAAGAAUGACAGCGAGAUCCGCGAUAUUGCGGCUAACACGUCGCGGAAACGAGACGGAUGUGGUCCUAUCAAGUUCAACAAUGACGCGUCCAAGGCACGGAAGAUACAGAAGUUCUACGAGAAUCAGAAUGAGAAUAUAGAGCGCAUGCUCAAACCUGUAGAAGCCCACAAGGAGGAAGCGAAGCAGGAAGCUGGAGACGACCAUCUCAAAUUCCAGAUUGCCGUUUAUGGAUCGUUUGCGGCGAAUGUUGUGCUCGCUGGGCUUCAACUAUACGGUGCCGUUUCAUCUGGAUCGCUGUCUCUGUUUACGACUAUGGCGGAUUCUGUAUUUGAUCCUCUAUCGAACAUCACUUUGAUCGUCACAAACCGUGCCGUUAAGCGUGUGGACCCAAAUCGGUUCCCCUCUGGUAAAGCACGCCUCGAGACCGUUGGAAAUAUCGUUUUCUGCUUCCUCAUGACAGCUGUGUCCUUCAUCCUGAUCGCCUUCUCCAUCCGCGCCUUGGUAGAUGGGAAUGAGGAAGAGACUAACUCAUUUCACUUUCCCUCCGUCAUCGCAGUCACAAUAGCCUUCGCCACCAAAUUGGCUCUCUUUCUAUACUGUUGGGCAUUGAAGGACAAGUACUCUCAAAUCAAAAUCCUCUGGAGCGACCAUCGUAACGACCUGCUCGUCAACGGUUUUGGUAUUCUAACGUCUGUUGGAGGGUCUAAGCUAAAGUGGUGGGUCGACCCUAUGGGAGCGAUCAUUAUCUCAGUCAUCAUUACAGUCAUUUGGCUACGUACCGCAUUCAGCGAGUUCCUCCUCCUGGUCGGCGUUACUGCUGGUGUUGAAAUCCAGCAACUCAUCACUUAUGUCUGCCUCACGCACUCCCCUACCAUCCAGGGCAUUGAUACAGUGCGCGUGUAUCAUUCGGGCCCGAGGCUGAUCGCUGAGGUCGAUGUGGUCAUGAAUCCGGAAGCUAGUCUUAGAGACACCCAUGAUGUUGCCGAGGAGCUGCAAAUCAAGCUGGAAAGCUUGCCGGAUGUGGAGAGAGCGUAUGUCCAUGUCGAUUAUGAAACUACGCAUAAGCCCGAGCAUGCUUAUAAGAAGGAUCUUUAA